AAUCUUAAAAGACUGUGUUGCAAGUUGUUGUUUAAAACUGUACAUAAAAACUAAACAAAUGUGUCAAUGACUUGAUUUGUCAAUUUCAACACACACAGGGGAAGAGACAGGUUUCGACUGCGAGUUAGCUUCGGUACAUUCCGAUUAAUAUCGGGACGCUGAUACGACAUAGUAUUUUGCAUAGUACAUGCAAUAUUUUGGAUUUUGAAAAAUUACUUCUUUUGAUAAAGUGUUAAUCGAUACAAGUGAUAAUGGGUGAACCGACCCUUGAGCCAGAGUUAACUAACCGGCUAACCCGAUUCCUCCACACGGGUAAUGAGUUUCCUAGGUACUAUCCUGGGUGCUGGACCACUCAUAAGUACUUCGAGGAGGACAAGCUCCCUGUUCUCCCGCAGAUUGCUGAAAUACACCCCGGGAACACUGAAGCUGUUGACAUCAUCCUUAAGGCAAGCCAGGAUGGAUUAUACACUCGAUUUGAUGCCAUCGCAUUUGCACUGGCUAAAUGUCUGCAAAUAGGAAACAAUACCAUGAAAGAAGCUGCCUACAAAGCUGCAAUAAAAAUAUGUGUCACUCCAGAACAAAUGAUGCUCUUCACCAAGUUCACACGGCUGUUGAAAACUGGUAAUGGCCGUGGGUGGUGCCGGACUGUCAAGGAGUGGUACAGUCGUAAAGAUCCGAUGGAUCUUGCGAAGGAUGUUACGAGAGUUCGCGCACGCCACGGACGAUCUCACAAGACUCUCCUAAGAAAAUGUCAUCUCAAGGUUGCGGCUGAAGAUCAUGCUCGUGAUGCAGUUGUGAAGUACUCUAUCUAUGGCCUCAAGCACGCGAAACAAUUAAUCGGAGACAAACCGGCGACAAAAGAAAUCUUUGAUUACAUCCAGACAGUAGAGGACAUGAGGCACUGUGAGGAUCCAGUCGCAGCCGCGGCGAUAGCCACUCGGAACCAAUUCACACUUGAUCAUGUGCCUGGUCAUUUGUUGACUUCCCAGGAGGUUUGGGAUGCAGUGCUGCCUCAAUUCAGCUUGGAGGAAUUACUCCAAAACAUCCAACGCAUCCACAACAUGGGCUUCUUGUCUAGCGAGUCCACCACCACCUCGAUCCUGGUGUCUCUACUGAGCAACCAGGACAAGAUCAAGAAGUCCAAGGUGACAUCAUUGGAAGUUUAUAUCACGAUGGCUAAUUAUGCUAAGAAGUCGAAGCCUAUGAAAUACGAGAAAGCAAAGGUAGCAUUGGAGAGGGAAGCUAGACGCCGCACACGUCAGAUCUUUGACAGCAAGACGGAGACGUGGGAGUGGACCACUACGAAGCGACACCCGAGAGAGGUCAAAAAUUGGGGCAUCGACCAGCCACCAAAUCCCGCAGUGCUGACAGCUCUCAACAAGCUGGUCGAUCUCACCUGGGUACUGACCCCGGCAACUAAUGCUCGAUAUCUCAUAACGAUGGACAUGAGACACCACAUGUUCAAAGGUCGUCACUUCUGCAAGACGUUCACAGCCACAGCGAAGAAAGGUAAGAAGGCAGCCGCGAAACCAGCGCCAGCGACUGGUGGCGGCGACGCUGAUACUGAGAAGAAGAGCAAGAAGCAUCUGCUGGCAGAAUGCUUCUACAACAUGAAUAUUACUCCCGGACAUGCAGCGAUUGUCCUGGCCCUGCAGCUGCUGAAGCGCGAGAACCACGUUGAUUUGGCCGUUUUCACUGAAGAAGGAAUACAGAUAGUCAGUGUUGAACGCAAUUUUAGCAACAUCGAAGAGGCUGAGUUCUUGUUCAGAAAUGCGAACUUAGGUCGUGUGCAGCUAGAUGCACCCAUCAACUAUGCUAUAAAUAACCAUAAGAAAUACGACGUAUUUAUCAACAUGGUGGAUCGCACUACGCGCUACAUGGAACUGGACAUUAUCAACCGCGGGGGUCGUGGGCCGGGUGGUCGCUACGGACCACCGCCGCCCGCCACCAAAGAAAUACCCGACCACUGCCCCGUACGAGCUCUGCAACGAUACCGUAACUCUGAGGGCAUUUCCGAAGCCAAGUUGGUGGUGAUGAGUUUGGCUUCUCACAAAGUGUGUACUACGGAUGGUACCCACGAGGGAGUUCUUGACAUUGUUGGUGUCGACGAGUAUGUUCCCAAAAUCCUUGACGCUUUCGUACUCGGCCAGUUCAAGUGAUUGCUGCUAAAAAUAAACCCAAAACGAAUGCUUCGAAGUUUGUCAAUUUCAAAGGUCUCAAUCGAUAACGACCAAAACCUCAGUAUUUACAAUUAAAUUGUGUCCAUCAAAAAUCAUUACCACCUUGUGUUCCGAGGCUGAUACAAUUGAUAAACGGAACUGAUAUUUCUAAUAGAAAUCUGAAUGUAAUUCUGAUUGUUUAGAGAUCUUUUUUACUAUAUUUGCAUGUUUUUUAGUGUUAAUUUUGUUUUAUUCGCUUACAAGGUAGUUAUGAGACAGUUUCGUAUAAAAUAACUGUUUCUUUUAACCCUGAUUUGGAUCUCUGCUUAUGAAUUGGUAGGCGCACUCGAAUUAGUUUUAAGUUACAACACGAGUGUACACUCAGUACAUAUUAAUUGGCGCACAGCUACAGAUAUAUCGUAUUACCAGGGAACAGUUAAAUUAAUGUUAACCGUGGUAUGAUAUCGACGUUAUUGCUUUAGAGUUUAGCUUAUAAGUUUACUUAUUGACACGUGUGUUGCUUGUUAGCGUAGACUUAAUUUAAUGUUUACUAAAUGCGACUUGGCAUCCGCCAAACUACGGGAGCGAGUUUAAUGCUUAACGUUAUAUUUAGACCAGGAUAAUCAUUCUGCAUAAUACAAGUAUUUUUGAGAAAUUGUCAUCUAAACUUUGUUUGGUAGCAGAACAAGUUGUUUUACUGAACUUUUAUAUGUUCAUUAUUUAUUUAUUCUUCCCUUUUAUAUGAUAACGAAGUGUGUUACUUUAGAUAUAGAUAAGCUUAAUACGUAUAGCCUAAAUAUUCGUAACAGGGUCUUUUUGGUUAAACAAAAAUUGGCACCUGGCGCUCAUUAAUCAGUUAUGUGUUCAAUAAACAAUAACUCGCGAAGGGGGCAAACAUUGACAAAAAGGGGAAAUGUCUUUUAUUUAAAAUCUAUAAAAGAGUGUAUUUCACACAACUGUCGUACUGCACCUCCCGUAAACAAAUGUUUGAACGCCAGUACUUUUGCAGUAGUUGUUGAGUUUCAAAUUUUUAUUUAUUUCUGUUUAGACCAUUGACAGGUCACUAGUGAGGUUGUAUGUAACGUUUUUGUAUUUGCCAAAGUAAUUAUGCAUUUGUAAUUUUAUUCAAAGAGUACUGGCCCGCAAACGUGUAUUAGCAUAGAAAUUAAUUAUUAUAGCAUAUCUUGAUAAUAUAGUAUAAUGAAAUCAGGAGUGUGCUCGUGUAUUUAUUUUGUGGAACGUGUCUCAUUUACAUUUGUUGGGAUACAAUAGUCACUCACGUCCUGAGAGAAAUAAUCAAAUAAACAGACGGGCACGCAUCUGCUUUCAUGUUAUGUAGCUAAUAGGUGAAACCGUUUCAGAAUAUUGGUUACUUUUGUACUAAUAGAUAUGAGCGGACUUUUCAAAAUCUGUGAUCACUUGGUACUCUCUCGGGUUUAAGUAAUUUUUAUACCUGUAAAAGUUAAUAAAUUCAAAACUUAGAUAAAGGAACUCGAAAUUGCUAGAUAUGCUUUUUUAUUAUAUGUAUCACUAUAUUGUUGAGUAAUAUACAAUGUAAGAAUAAACUGUUAGUAUUAUGGUGGUCGAGAAUCAUUUUACUUUAUGCUUUUAUUGUGAUUGAUAUCACAUUAACCUUUGUUGUAGUUAUCAUAAAGUUUAUUUUUGGACCAUCACAGGUACUUAUUUAUUAUUUUGUGAUUCGACACAUCUGUUUCCAGUGUAUGGUUCGCAUCUCAAAAAUAGCAUUCUGUGAUUUAUAAUGCCUUGGCAACUCUGCACUUUGGUGAUAUUAUUUUUAAUCGGACUCGUUUUCUUUGAAAUCCAAAAUGAAGUUGUUAAAUUUGAAGAAAACAGCCGGUUCUAGUUUUAAUAAUAGCUUUAUAGUAUUAUGACUACAAACCAUAACUUUACUUUGUUGUUAACUGAAAGCAAGUACACGAGUACUUUAUGUUUGAAUCACGUGCAUAUUAUACGAAGCCUAGUGCAUUCUUAGACUCACUGACAAAUAAAAAAGGUCCGUCCUGACUACAAAAUGUCUGUUGUAUUUCAAUACCUAAUGUGCUUUUAGCGUUAAGUUAAAGUAGUACAUUUAUAAUCAUAUUAUUUUAACCCAUUCACAGCAGCAUAUCAAAAAAAGCACCUUAAACCUAAUGAAUAACAAAAUGUAUAACAUUCGAAAAAUGUACUUGCAUGUUUGUUUUCACGUCAAUAAAUUGUUUAAGUAAGCAUAA
Messenger RNA from Spodoptera litura, 4390 nucleotides. Its product is annotated as RNA-binding protein RO60. The record is from RefSeq and is a predicted model, not a curated record. Gene Ontology annotation, cellular component: ribonucleoprotein complex. Lineage: Eukaryota; Metazoa; Arthropoda; Insecta; Lepidoptera; Noctuidae. Gene Ontology annotation, molecular function: RNA binding.